AUGGUGCUCGUCCUGCACCUCGUGUCGUACAUCGCAGGACUCGCAGGGUUCUGCUUCGCCCUCCUCUCGCUCGCAAACGGACUGCUCUAUGUCGCAGAGGUCAUAGAAGAACACUCGGCAUUCGCAAAGACCGUCGGACAGCGCAUCAUCUACGCAGAGAUCGUCUUGUUCGGACUGCUCUACGUGGUGGAUGGACUGCCGCUCCACCUCGUCGCCGUCGGAGUCGUCGCACACCUCAUCUACCUCCAAAAUUUCUCGCGCCACUGGCCCGUCAUCUCGGUCAAAUCCCUCACCUUCGUCCUCUCCUGCCUGAUCGUCCUCCUCUCGCACUACCUCUCCUUCCGACACUUUUCCUCCCGCUCACUCGCAGCCGCCUCACACCACUCUUAUCCGCGGUAUGACCCGCGCAAGGGCCGGUACGCGAGUCAGGGAGCCCAGACCGAGAGCUUCUUGGAGGUCGCGACCUACUUUGGGGUUUGUGUCUGGCUCGUGCCGUUCUACCUCUUCUUGUCGCUCUCGGCGAACGACAACGUCCUGCCGUCGUCCGGCGAAGGCUCCUCCUCCUCCUCCCGCCGCGCUUCGGCCGCCCCCUCUUCCCCCUCCCUCUCCGUCCCGUCCUCCCAGUCCCGAAGCCCCGACUCGCCAACCCUAGGCCGGCACGCCCGCCACCGUUCCUCAAUGAUGAAAUCCGCCCUCUCCUCGUGCUUCUCCAUCAUCCCCUCCUCCUUACGCCCUUCGACUUUGGCGCAUUCCCUGCCGCUCUCGAAUGCAGGAGCGGGACCGAGGAUGGAUGUCCCGAGGAGUCCGAGUCCGACGUUUGGGUUUCAGCCUUACGCGAGUGCGAAUGGCGGAGCGGGAGGGAGUGUCGAAGCGAGGGAGGCGUAUGCGGCUGGCUCUUCGGGGGUGGCAGCGGCGAAGCAGGGGCGACCGCAUCUCUCUCUUGUCGGUCGGCAGGGGUCGAAUGACCGCUUCCUCCCUGGAGCGGGAGGAGCGGGGGUGAGCAUGUCACCUACCUCUUCACACCACUCCGCCUUCCCUCCCUCCCCUUGCCCUCCCCACCCGCACCACCCAAACCCGAACCCACUCUCAACUUCCCUCCCACCAAGUCUCUCCCUCCACGCUCCCUCCCCCCGCCCAACCUCGGCCUUACCGCCCUCUCUCUCCCCCUCAAAUCCCCGCUUCCCCCUCCCCCUCCCUUCUGCCUCUCCCCAAACCCCCUCCUUCCCACCUGCACCGCGCUCUCAACCCCCUUCGCCCGCUCAAUCGCGCUUCACUCGUCCUCUGCCCGCACAGGGAGGACCGCCCGGGAUGGUGAGGAGACAUACCGCCCAACUCGUGCAGCAACAUACUGCUUCACCGCCGCCUUCUUCUGCGACGGGACAAGGGCAGGGGCUGGGGAGGAGGUCGAGUGAGGCGCAGGGUUUGAGAGGGAGGUUUGUGGGUGCUGGCGGCGAGCAAGGCGGCGGAGGCUAG
Molecule: messenger RNA, 1473 nt
Organism: Rhodotorula toruloides NP11
Lineage: Eukaryota; Fungi; Basidiomycota; Microbotryomycetes; Sporidiobolales; Sporidiobolaceae
Product: protein of transmembrane adaptor Erv26 family
Exons: 5
Coding region: 1-1473 (490 amino acids)
Biological process (GO): endoplasmic reticulum to Golgi vesicle-mediated transport
Cellular component (GO): COPII-coated ER to Golgi transport vesicle; Golgi membrane; endoplasmic reticulum membrane
Molecular function (GO): COPII receptor activity
Source: RefSeq, a predicted model, not a curated record